AUGAAGUACAGGACAGCGGUGACGUACAUGGAGAUCGGCUGCUUCGUGGUCUGCCUACUGGGGUGGGCCUUGGUGUGUUCCACCCUGCCCACUGAAUACUGGAACAUCUCAACCCUCGACCAGGGUGUCCUGACCACCGCUAACUUCUUCUCCAACCUGUGGAAGGACUGCGUUUCUGAUUCCACCGGGGUAUCCGAUUGCAAGGAAUUCCCAUCUCUCCUGGCGCUUGAGUUGAACAUCCACAUGUGCCGAGCUCUCGUCAUCAUGGCCAUCAUACUGAGCUUCUUCGGAGCCGUUCUCUCCCUGGUGGGAAUGAAGUGCACCAAGAUCGGCGGGUCGGAUGUUGCCAAUGCAAGAGUCACUUUCGCAGCAGGAAUAAACUACAUGGUUGCAGGGUUCUGUGCCAUGAUUGCAUACUCCUGGUAUGGAAAUAAGAUCCGGAAAGAAUUUGUGAAUCCUAAUUUCAAGGCCGCAAAAUUUGAACUUGGAGCAGCUCUCUUCGUGGGCUGGGGGGGGUCCUCUCUGCUCAUCAUAGGAGGCUUCAUUUUAAGCUUCUUUGCCAAGAAGGAGGGUCUGCGGUGCAGAUCCACCCUCCAGCCGGAGCCCACGCCCUGCACACCAGCUCGAACGCGGAGGACCACUAUAAUAUCACUGGCAUUCAAAGAGGCGUCCGAGGGCAGAAAGACCAGGGCCACCAUGACCCCCAGCAGAGCCCCCACUGACACCUACGUAUAGCCUACUGCACCCUGUCCCUGGCUCAAUAAGGGAGGGGCUUGUGUUUCACUUAUUUAACCAUUCACACUUCAUCAUAUGACAUCACCACAUUAAUUAAAACCAGUAUUUGCUGUUAAGCAGCAAGGUGCACAGAUUUCUAGGGUGUCCCUGUUUUACUGCCUUUUGCUUAGGGGCACGUCAUAGAUAAAAUAUAGGAAUAUACUUAUAUAUACAUACAUAUAUACACACACACACACACACACAUAUAUAUAUAUAUGGAGCAAUGUAAGGAUGUGUCUUUAUCUUGUGAUGAAAAUGAUAAUGCCAACUACAAGGCUCUAACCAGCAGCUUUCCCAUUACAGGGACAGAGGCUUAGCCUGCUGAGCCACACACUGCCCCCUGAUGGCUGGAAGCCUUGAGUUUGAA
Paramormyrops kingsleyae is the source of this 1141-nucleotide messenger RNA. RefSeq names its product claudin-10-like. Lineage: Eukaryota; Metazoa; Chordata; Actinopteri; Osteoglossiformes; Mormyridae. Gene Ontology annotation, molecular function: structural molecule activity. The record is from RefSeq and is a predicted model, not a curated record. Gene Ontology annotation, cellular component: bicellular tight junction; membrane.